ACUUCCUCUGCUUCAACGCGUACAUGGGCAACAUUGUGGCGGACAGCACUUACGAACCGCACCCCGCUCCCGGCACCAUGGCGACCGACCGCGACUCUGUGGAGGUCGGCACCGACAGCACCCCGGGAAACUUCGGGGGCCAGUUCAUGGGGGCUGAUCCCAAGGUGCUUCGCGAGGCGCCACUCUGGAUCCACCGAAACUACAAGAUGCCAAUCAUGAUCACCGAGAACGGCUGGGCCCACCAGAGAGGCGGCACUGGUGACAACGACCCUCGGCACGACAGCCCCAGGGCGCCCUAUCACAGUGUCUAUCUGCAAGAGCUGCUGCGCGUCCAGAGGGAAGACGGCGUCGAUGUGUUGGGCUACAUGGUGUGGAGCCUUUUGGACAGUUUCGAGUGGUCGGCAGGUUUCAGCCGCAAGUUCGGGCUGGUGUACGUGGACUACGAGACCGGCAGCCUGAACCGCACGCUCAAAGAUUCUUCGUGGUUCUUCCAGUACAUGGGCGAGAACCGAAAGGUCCCUGUUCUCGAAUUUAAUUUUGACUUCAGUUCAGGCGCGACCAGGACGUCUGCUCUCACCUUCGCCGUGAUCGCCGCUGCCACAGUGCUGUGGUGGGCGUAAUGCCUUUUUUGUAUUUUUUUAAAUAACGAAAUAAUAAAAACCUGUGAACGGA
Molecule: messenger RNA, 672 nt
Organism: Thrips palmi
Lineage: Eukaryota; Metazoa; Arthropoda; Insecta; Thysanoptera; Thripidae
Product: beta-glucosidase A-like
Exons: 4
Coding region: 24-620 (198 amino acids)
Biological process (GO): carbohydrate metabolic process
Molecular function (GO): beta-glucosidase activity
Source: RefSeq, a predicted model, not a curated record